AUGUCGUUAGAAGCAUUCUACAAGCCAUUGGAUGAAGCGCGUAGCUGUAUAAAUGAAUGGCUUACCAAAGACGCAGAACAAAUACCAGAAUUGGAUGAUUUGAUUAAUUCAUCCGCAAGCACCUCUUACACACUCCCACCUUCCCCUUCCUGGAACGCGUUCGUUAAGCGCAAAACUAUCCACCUCCCAGAUAGCCUGUUCGAGCAAUACAACAGACUGCAAUGCCGUUGCUUCAUGGGCUUGUUCCCAGAUAUCGACAGAGCUUGGAUCACUAUAGACAACAAGCUCUACUUGUGGGAUUACGUCGAUGGCAUUGACUUUGCCUCGUACGAAGAUUUACCAGAACUCAUAGUCACCGUUGGUCUCGUUAAGCCAAAGCCUGGCGUCUUCGUAGAAACUAUCAAGCAUUUACUCGUAAUUUGCACUUCUUCUACCGUGUCUUUGUUGGGUCUCUCUGCCGCUCCUUCCCCGUCCAGGGAGCUGGCUCUGUACUCCACUGGGAUAUCCGUAAACACGGAUGGCGUCGAUAUGGUCUCAAUUACUAGCACCCAAGACGGUAGAAUCUUCCUCUCUGGUUCUGACAGUUGUCUCUACGAACUCAACUACCAAGCUGAAGAAGGCUGGUUCAAGAGUCGCUGCAGCUUGUCGAAUCACUCUGCCUCCCCUAUUGCUAACUUUGUGCCUACGUUCCUCAAGCAAUCUUCUACUGAUCCUAUCAUUGGUUUGGCCAUCGAUGACGCCCGGAAUUGCCUCUACACACUCUCUUCAAACUCCGUUAUCGAGCUAUACCACCUUGGUAAGGAUGGCCACGCUACUCAAAAGGUCGCAUCCGCUUCUGAAAUCGCCAGACAGGCUGCCAUGCUCUGUCCCGGUUUCCCUCAGAUAUUAGAUCAGCGCACUUUCUCCAUUAAGCGCAUUUUCGUCAUUUCACCAGCAGAGUCCUCGUCUGUUCACUUGAUGGCUGUUACUUCCACCGGCGUCAGACUCUACUUUACACACCAUCGUCGCUCAUAUGGCUUUUACAUGACCCCUUCGCCCUCUGCCGCUCCAACUGGUCUCGAAUUGCUCCACGUCAGACCUCCUCCUCAGUCCACCCAGCCUAAUCAGAACACUAUUAAGAAUCUUAUCAGCUCCGAUUCUAUCUACUACGGUCACGGUUUGUACAUUGCUGCAUCAGCAAACUCUGAAGAAUUUGACAGCUUGUUAUGCACAGGCCAGGACGUCGGUACUGCUGGUUUGACUAUACCACAGCAACAACCGGUAGCACCAACAGUGACGACAACAACAACCGCAAAUGUCAGACCAUCUCUUGUCGAAGGUGCCUCCAAUCUUAUCUUGGAAGGUAGGACAUGGGCAAUUGGCGAAGAGAGCAGCAUGUUAGCUAAUGCAAAUAAACUUCCCCAAUCAAUGCGCAAAGGAUUACAAGGCAAGGAGCAAGUAGCGAUGAGUGAGCUGACGGUACAAACAGCUUAUCUUCCAAGACGCUUUCUUGUUCUUACCAACAUGGGAUUGAGUGUAAUAGCAAAACAGCGUCCAGUCGACGUUUUGAGAAACAUCCUCGAAUCAAGCAGCACUAGUAGCAGAGAUCAAGAAAUUGUCUCCUUCUUCAACAAUUUCGGUAAAGAUCAGUCAUGUGCAAUGGCAUUGGCGAUUGCUGCUGGUAACCCAAUUGCUCUGUCGAUGGGUGAGGACCUCUAUCCGGCUGGAUCAAAUAUCGCAACUGAGCCUGCUCCUCCUGCAACUCUCUCCGCCGAUAUCACUCAGAGUGCCAGAAGACUCUUUUAUGACUUUGGCGGUAGGCCUGUCUCCAUUGAUAGAGGAUACCCAGCUGCGGCUACGAGUAUGAAUUUAGAUGCUCUCUCUACAAAUACUGAAAUAUUGUUUAGUGGUCGUCACAACGGAUUGGUUCUCUACCUCUCACGCCUCUUGCGUCCAAUAUGGAAGGAGAAGGUGACCAAGUUAUCCCCAACCAAUUUCAACCUUCGUCGCCAAAUUAGUAACAUCUCAGAUACGCUUUUGUCCAAUGCGCAGAGGAAUAUAGCAGAUUUACAAGUUUUCUUAAAAAGCAAUCAGCAAUUAUUCGCAACGACAGCAGGCGACUCACGCGAUCGCACUGAUCAGUCCGCAUGGAAAGCUGAGCAUGCGUCUUUGAUUGGUAUUGAUCAUCUUAUAAAGCAGUGCAUCGAAGGCAUAUCCUUCAUUCUACUGCUUAUCGACUAUAACCUCUCGGAAACGCUUUCACACUGUGAACAAAAUCUUCAAGAGCAGUUCCUUAAUCUGACAUACGUCGAUUUGUUGACAACAAACCACGGCCGGGAUAUCGCAAGAAAUGUCGUAAAUGAAGUAAUUAAUCAGCAAAUUUCGAAACAAAUCUCAAUCGACGCUAUCUCCGAAAUUCUUCAACAACGUUGCGGAUCUUUCUGUUCAGCAGACGAUGUCUUGCUGUAUAAAGCCAUCGAGAAUGUUAGAAAAGCACACGAAACAAGAGAUAAAGCUGAGCGUGGUACCAUUUUAAGAGAGAGUUUGAGAUUGUUUGGAAAGGCAGCCAGAAAUUUAUCCAUCGAGAAGCUCAAAGAGGUUAUCACGGAGUAUAGACUGUUAGAAUUUGCAUCUGGAGCUAUAGAUUUGUCGCUCAUCUGCGCAAGAGAGUGGGACGCAGCGGAGUUAGGAUUACAAUUCUGGAAUGAGGGCAGAAGUGUUUAUUUCCAACCUAACAGUAAACUGGAAGUCCCUAUCGAGGUGCACAAUGAUACUAGAGUACAUGCAUACAAGCGCCGUCAGAGCUGUUACGAGUGCAUUUUCGAAACACUUGCCGAGGCUAAGGACAAGGUGGAGCAGGCAGUGUCGAAACAUGAAAGAGUGGAAGAGGUCGAGCAGUACCGUCGCAAUGCGUUUAGACGUGCGAUAGAAUCAUAUGACGCUGUUUUCCACUCUUGUUUUUAUGAUUGGUUGGUUUCUCAGGGUCUGACUGAUCUCCUGCUAGACAUACAGUCGCCAUAUCUCGAACAACAUCUCAUGAGAGACCCACUCACACUCGAGAAAUGCGAGCUGCUUUGGCAGUUUUACGUGCGCAGGUCGCGUUUCUACGAUGCAGCCAGAGUUUUAGCAUCUCUGGCAGAUUCUGUCGAGUUCCCCUUAUCUUUAUCGAGACGUCUCGAGUACCUCUCACUCGCACUUUCGAAUGCAAAAUCACAACGUCAUCCCGCUUCUGCGUCUGAUAUUGGUGAUGUAGAGUUCAUGACCAACCUCGAGGAAAAGAUUGAGGUUGCACAAGUACAGGUGGAGAUCUACCGUGCAGUGAAGGAACACACGGAAGUUGCGCCCGACGCCAAGCAAAAUAUGCAACAAAUGCUCGAACAGCGUUUGUAUAAUGUCAGUGAGCUUUUCAGAGAGUUCGCUGAACCACUAGCUUUGCUUGAGGUGCAGCUACUUAUUUUCCACAUUGCUGAUUUCUACGACCCUAGUCUGAUAGCGCAGACAUGGGAAGUGUUAGUGGAACACACUCACUAUUUAAAUGUGGAGCUGCAGCCUGAUGAGCGAUUUGAUGCUGUUGCUGGGGUAGUGUACUCACUCGCGCGUCGUUUCUACCCAUCCAAGAUAUCAUUCCCGUUAGACACCGUCAUAAACAUCCUCGAGCAGUACAGCUAUGAGCAUGGCGUGAAGAAGGCUGGUUGGGUACCUACGACGCUCAACGACGCAGGCGUACCAUAUGCAGCUAUUUAUGAAGUUAUGGAUACGAUGCUCGAGUCUCAAAUACCUCCAUGGCAGACACAAAACGCUAUCGUGUUUCUCGUUGCUGAUGUCGUCGUUAUGGUGGAGGCUUGGCUGAGGUCGCACACACUCAACUUCGCCACCGGUCAGGGCGCCCUGCCCAUCCGCAGAGUCGAUGAAAGCGUCUCGGAAUAUCUCGCUCUCCUUUCAAGUGCUCCCUAUGCUAAUAUCUCCGCACCUAUCGAUGUCAAAGAGAUCAGAGAGCAACUGAGCCAACUUCAGCUAUACUUGCGCUCCAAGUUUUAG
Molecule: messenger RNA, 4017 nt
Organism: Wallemia ichthyophaga EXF-994
Lineage: Eukaryota; Fungi; Basidiomycota; Wallemiomycetes; Wallemiales; Wallemiaceae
Product: putative nucleoporin
Exons: 4
Coding region: 1-4017 (1338 amino acids)
Biological process (GO): protein localization to nuclear inner membrane; protein import into nucleus; transcription-dependent tethering of RNA polymerase II gene DNA at nuclear periphery
Cellular component (GO): nuclear pore inner ring; nuclear pore
Molecular function (GO): structural constituent of nuclear pore
Source: RefSeq, a predicted model, not a curated record